Messenger RNA from Macrosiphum euphorbiae (potato aphid), 1821 nucleotides. NCBI's taxonomy places the organism in Eukaryota, Metazoa, Arthropoda, Insecta, Hemiptera, Aphididae. The record is from the annotation of a GenBank genome assembly.
AUGUACUGUGUAUUAGCAUUUUUAUUUACGGUUAUAAGCACAAUAAGAUGUGUUCCAUUGGUAAACUUAACACAUUCGGAUAAUUUGAAGAAUUCGCCAACAAUUUUGGAAACGUUAAAUACCAUUGACAUAUUGAACACUAUGAAUUUUAUGUGUAGAAAAAACGAAACAAAAAAAGGUACAGACGAGCUUAAAUAUUACUGUCGAGAUUUAAUUAAAGAAAACGGUACCUAUUUACCGUUGGAAUAUAUUAUAGAGACCAAAAUUACCAAGAUUCGAUCCAGUUUGGUUAAAUUUUUUAAUUUAGAAAAUAAAGCAAUUGUAUGUAGAGGUAUGAGGCAUUUAUUGCCGAUAAUUAUGCAUGGAAUAUCUAUUAAUAACACAGUAAAUGGAUCGACGGGGAAUGGAAACAGUGGAAUAAACACGUUUGAAGAAUUAUUUAAAAAGAAGCCGGAUUUUUUGAACGACGAAAAUUCAAGUAUUGAAAAAAAAUUUCAACAAAUAAAAGCAUUAACGAUGAAAAAUGGCAAAACAAACAAAAAACUAGACGAAAGCCCAGAACAAAGUAAUGGAAAAUUCUCAGUAACAAGUAACAGUAUUGUGGAAAAUAUUAUAACAACAGUUCGGUUAAUUUUACCUUUUAUCGAAAAUCUUGACUGUUUCCAUAAUUUGUACAAAAUAGACAAAAUACCGACUGCUAAUAAGUCUGAUCGCAACUCAUUGUUAUUAUUGAUUUUUGACGAAGUCAAGAUCAUGUACAGGACAGAGUGUUACGCUGACGUCGAUGUCGCAGCGCUACUGCAGAACAGGGACGCAGGAUGGAAAUUCGAGCGCAAGUACGACUCGAUCCCUCUUCUCGUCAGAGAAAUCGACAGGCUGUCCGCGGCAAUACAGAAAGAUUUGGUAUCGUUGUUUGUGAAAUUUCUUCCCGCAUAUGACCCUAAGCGGCCGUUGCAGCUGUGUCCGGAUGUGUCGAUCGUGUUCUAUCACACGUUCAACAAGUACCACGAUCCUGAAGUCUGGAGACUGAUCGGCAACGAGGCAAUCGUGGACCAUUCGUCCGAUUCCGGCAAAGCGGCAGCGACGUCGAUAGACCAAGUCGCAUCGAAUCUAACGAGAAAUAUCCAAUUUACCACGGACAGACUUACCGCGUUAAUAACGGAAAAAGUUAAGUGCCGUUGUUACACGUACUUAAAUCUUUUUAUGAAAUUAUACUACUGUAGUGUGCGAGUGUUGGUGGAAAACGUGCGGGAAGUCCGACAGUCGGCCCAGGCGUUGGAGCCGAUCGAUCAGCACAAAGUUUACAGCUUGUUACAUGACAAAAUUAAGGGACUCUGGACAGCCGAGUGUUCUAUUGGUGACGACGUCGGUGCGAUCGAUGAGUUAUUGGAUCGAGAAGGUAGUGAUAAAUAUUUCCAAAGCGCCUACGCCGCCUACUGGAACCGGAAUGCUCGAUCCGUAGGCAAAGCGAUCGAAACCGUAUCGAAUUAUUCGUCAGACCUGGGCUUUGUGGAGGGAUUUGGUCCGUUGUUACAGGAGAUUCGACGGAUUCGGGUCCGGCCUGAGAUUGAGAAGAAAUCCAUUGAGUAUCUGGUCAAUAGGUACAAGUGGGGUGAGCGAGCGUACAAGGAUCAAUGUUUUCCUGGCGAGUAUGACGACAAUGUGUUCACGUUCAGCAGCAACAUGAAACGGGCGUUGCAAGUCACGACCGCGGAUAACAUCACGAUGAGAUUAACUCUGGGAUGGAUAAUGGCGAUGACUGACACUCUCAACGACGACUUGGAAGCCGAUUUAGAUAUUAUCAAUAAUAAGUUUCCAUAA